This is a messenger RNA of Beta vulgaris subsp. vulgaris (sugar beet), 1041 nucleotides long. RefSeq names its product acidic endochitinase. The transcript has a single exon. Gene Ontology annotation, molecular function: chitinase activity. The coding region runs from base 80 to 991 and encodes 303 amino acids. The record is from RefSeq and is a predicted model, not a curated record. Gene Ontology annotation, biological process: carbohydrate metabolic process. Lineage: Eukaryota; Viridiplantae; Streptophyta; Magnoliopsida; Caryophyllales; Amaranthaceae. Gene Ontology annotation, cellular component: extracellular region.
GCACAUAUACCACCUUAUCUCCCAAAACAUUAUUUUUGUUAUCCACUCUAAGGUGUAAGCCACAACCACAACCAUAAUAAUGUACACUACAAAACUCCAUCUCAUUCCUCUCAUCCUCGUCCUCCUUCCUUACCUAGCCCAAGCUCGCUCUUAUGGUGGCCGUAACGGCGGCAUCGCCAUAUACUGGGGCCAGAAUGGUAAUGAAGGACGUCUAAAUGAAACUUGUGCCACUGGAAGGUACAAAUAUGUUAACUUAGCCUUUCUUAACAUUUUUGGAGGGGGACAAGUUCCCUCCUUAAACCUAGCUGGUCAUUGUGACCCAAGUUCUGGUGGGUGUGUUGGCCUAUCUAGUGAAAUCAAGUUUUGUCAAUCACAAGGUAUUAAGCUUCUUCUCUCCCUAGGAGGUGGUAUAGGGAACUACUCAUUCUCAUCUAGGGAGGAUGCCAAAAACUUUGCCCAAUAUUUAUGGGACAACUUUUUAGGUGGUCAUUCAAACUCUAGACCUCUAGGAAAUGCAGCGUUAGAUGGUAUUGAUUUUGAUAUUGAGUCGGGUUCAACCUUACAUUGGGAUGAUUUAGCACGAUUUUUACAUAUGUAUAAUCGUAGGAACGGAGGGAGGAAGGUGUAUUUAGGUGCGGCCCCUCAAUGUCCGUUUCCUGAUAGAUAUUUAGGCACGCCUUUAGAAACAGGACUAUUUGACUAUGUAUGGGUCCAAUUUUAUAACAACCCACCAUGUCAUUAUAAUGGUAACAUUACUAACCUUAUUGACUCAUGGAACUUGUGGAGCUCACGAAAGUACAUAAAGAAGUUGUUCAUGGGGUUGCCGGCUGCCACUCAAGCCGCCGGACGUGGUUUUCUACCACCAAAUGUGUUGACCUCUCAAGUUCUCCCUAUAAUUAAAAGAUCACCUAAAUAUGGAGGAGUUAUGUUUUGGUCCAAGUAUUGGGACGAUCAAAGUGGAUACACUAGACAAAUUGUCAACUUUGUUUGAAAUGUGAAGUUGUAUUUCAUAAUAGUAAUAUACUUAUAAUAUUGUUUUUA